GAAUUAGCAGGCCCAAAUCUGGCAGCGAGGUUAAAUCCCAGCAGCCAAACUCGGUGUGGGACACUUCAGGGAGGUAAAGUUACACCCACAGCCAGCCUGAGGUGCGCCUGACAGCAGACGCUCCGCACAGGACUCCGCAGCGGGACGUCACUCCGCGUUAGCUCCGGUUAGCUCCGACAUUUAGCCGCAAUGCUCUCCAUCACCGCGUCCGUCAUCAAACGCACCCGUGCCAUCCAGCGCGUGAGGCUGCUGCACGCUUCCUCUACGGUCAAAAUGCCCAUUAAGGUUGGUGAAAAUCUCCCCUCAGUGGAGGUCCAGGAGGGGGAGCCAGGAAACAAGGUGUCCAUGGAUCAGCUCUUCAAGGGGAAGAAGGGGGUCCUCUUUGCUGUACCCGGAGCUUUCACACCCGGCUGCUCCAAUACUCCUCCGGGAUUUGUGCAGCAGGCUCAGGAUUUGAAGAGUAAAGGUAUACAGGAGGUCGCUUGCAUUUCUGUUAAUGACGCAUUUGUCAUGGCUGCCUGGGGAAAGGCUCAAGGAGCAGAUGGCAAGGUUCGAAUGCUGGCUGAUCCAACCGGAGCUUUUACGAAGCAAGUUGACCUGCUGCUUGACAGUGAUCAGAUUGUGCAGGUACUUGGGAACAAGCGGUCCAAGAGAUAUGCGAUGUUGGUGGAAGACGGAGUUGUGAAGAAGCUCAACGUGGAGCCUGAUGGCACCGGGCUGACCUGCAGCCUGGCCUCCAACAUCCUGUCUGAGCUGUAGGCUAUUUUAAGGCAUAUUAAACCAAACUGCAAGCACUGAGCUCCCGUUAAUGUUGCACUAAGAAAUCCCAGUCCCACCAGUUUUAGCUUCCUCCUUCUCCCAAACACGGAUGCAAAAGUCACGCGGAUGCUAAUGUCAAAAACAGAGCUGAAAGGUUAUUAACGCGCACAACUAUGGCAUUCAUGGCAGUCCAAAGAAACGAGCAUCCUUCUCUGUAUACUGACACUUGUGAGUAAAUAAAAGUCAACCUGAAAGCGAUGAUCGCUUAUUUCCUGUAUUGCUCAUAGUGCGGAUUAUUUAGUAGCAGGAUUUAGGAUAAACUUAAAGUUCAUUUCUUCUUCAAUCAUGUAUAAGAAAAAUGACGAAAUCUACGGUGUACCUUGUACCUUGUGUGUUAAUAAAAUAAUGCAGCUUUCCAGA
Plectropomus leopardus (leopard coralgrouper) is the source of this 1179-nucleotide messenger RNA. It is a transcript of the gene prdx5, whose product is annotated as peroxiredoxin 5. Gene Ontology annotation, molecular function: thioredoxin peroxidase activity. The record is from RefSeq and is a predicted model, not a curated record. Gene Ontology annotation, cellular component: mitochondrion; cytoplasm; peroxisome. Gene Ontology annotation, biological process: hydrogen peroxide catabolic process; cellular response to oxidative stress; cell redox homeostasis. NCBI's taxonomy places the organism in Eukaryota, Metazoa, Chordata, Actinopteri, Perciformes, Serranidae.